Molossus molossus (Pallas's mastiff bat) is the source of this 4318-nucleotide messenger RNA. RefSeq names its product phosphodiesterase 7B (gene PDE7B). Gene Ontology annotation, molecular function: 3',5'-cyclic-AMP phosphodiesterase activity. NCBI's taxonomy places the organism in Eukaryota, Metazoa, Chordata, Mammalia, Chiroptera, Molossidae. The record is from RefSeq and is a predicted model, not a curated record. The transcript is spliced from 14 exons. Bases 1 to 1395 code for a protein of 464 amino acids.
AUGGCCAAAAUAGGGGAUGGAAAAAGAGAUUCUUCAUCAUUUCUACCAUCCAUAAGGUGUGGUGAACUCUCGUUUGAAAACCCUGAUCAGAAUGCCAAAUGUGUUCGCAUGAUAGGAGAUGUACGACUGAGGGGUCAGACAGGGGUUCCUGCUGAACGCCGCGGCUCCUACCCAUUCAUUGACUUCCGCCUGCUUAGCAGUACAACACACUCAGGGGAAAUUGGCACCAAGAAAAAGGUGAAAAGACUGUUGAGCUUUCAAAGAUACUUCCAUGCGUCGCGGCUGCUCCGUGGAAUUAUACCCCAGGCCCCUCUCCACCUGCUGGAUGAAGACUACCUUGGACAAGCCGGGCAUAUGCUCUCCAAAGUGGGAAUGUGGGAUUUUGACAUUUUCUUGUUUGAUCGCUUGACAAAUGGGAACAGCCUGGUAACACUGCUGUGCCAUCUCUUCAACACCCAUGGACUCAUUCACCAUUUCAAGUUAGAUAUGGUGACUUUACACAGGUUUUUAGUCAUGGUUCAAGAAGAUUACCACAGCCAAAACCCGUAUCACAAUGCUGUCCACGCAGCCGAUGUCACCCAGGCCAUGCACUGCUACCUGAAGGAGCCAAAGCUCGCCAGCUUCCUCACACCUCUGGACAUCAUGCUUGGACUGCUGGCUGCAGCAGCACACGAUGUUGACCACCCAGGGGUGAACCAGCCAUUUUUGAUCAAAACUAACCACCACCUCGCCAACCUAUAUCAGAAUACGUCUGUGCUGGAGAAUCACCACUGGCGAUCUACAAUUGGCAUGCUUCGAGAAUCAAGGCUUCUUGCUCACUUGCCAAAGGAAAUGACACGGGAUAUUGAACAACAGCUGGGCUCCUUGAUCUUGGCAACAGACAUCAACAGGCAGAAUGAGUUUUUGACCAGAUUGAAAGCUCACCUCCAAAAUAAAGACUUAAGGCUGGAGGACGUACAGGACAGACACUUUCUGCUUCAGAUUGCCCUGAAGUGUGCUGACAUCUGCAAUCCUUGCAGAAUCUGGGAGAUGAGCAAGAAGUGGAGUGAGCGGGUCUGUGAGGAGUUCUUCAGGCAAGGUGCCCUUGAACAGAAAUUUCAACUGGAAAUCAGUCCUCUUUGUAAUCAACAGAAAGACUCAAUCCCUAGUAUACAAAUUGGGUUCAUGACCUACAUCGUGGAGCCACUGUUCCGGGAAUGGGCCCGUUUCACCGGAAACAGCGCCCUGUCUGAGCUCAUGCUAAGCCAUCUCGCACACAACAAAGCCCAGUGGAAGAGCCUGUUGCCCAAGCAACACAAAAGCGGUGGCGGUGGCGGUGGCAGUGGCGGCCCGGACCGCGCAGACCACGGGACUGAGACCGAGGAGCAGACUGUGACCGAAGGCGUCGCCCCGUAGUGCCACAGGCUGUCCCCUGCUCUGCACACAGGAGAACCGCCCCGAGAGGCCUCCUCAGAGGACCUCUAGGGGUUCUUGCCCGUUGGCCCAGCCACUCUCUGGGUUCCCUCUGGGGCUCUUCGGAAUGCUACCUUCCUCCUCCUCACCUGCCUCCCUCCUUCCUCCACGUGUACAGAAGCCAUCCGUCACCUCAGCAUUCACUGCGGACACUCCAUUCAGUAACCUGGGCGCUGAGUCCGGGAGCACACCUGCCCCUCAAGGAGAAGCCUGGGGAGAAAGAAGAGGUGCUUCUGCCACGUCCCCAGGGCCCUGGGUCACACUGUGACAGGCAGCAGCUCCUCCACCCAGAGCAUUGAGCAUCCGCCAUCUGACUGCUGAGAAAACACCAGCGCAUUUGGAAUCCAAGGAUACUGAUCUCGGUGCAAGAGCACAAAUGAGAGCAUGAGAGAAAGGACCUUCUCUUUUAAUAAUAAUAAUGAUUAUUAUUAUAAAAUAAUAAUGAAUCUUUUUAACUUUUAUAUUUUAUGCACUAGACAAUGGCUCUAAAACUUUGGACUAAGGUUACCCAGUGUACCCAAACUUGAACUGGGGGUUCAUUGUUUUGUUACUGAUUUUAUGCACUUUGGGUCCGAGAUUGGGCAUCUUCUCAGUUUAAGAAUCCACGUUUCCUGUCCCACCCGAGGGGAAGGUGCUGCACAGCUCAUUCCUUUGCACCAUUAGCCAAUCUGUCUUUUAGCGAUAACUCAGUUUCAGUGACAUGUUUAUAUUCACUCAUGUACAUUUCCUGUAAAUACCAAGCGCUACUGAUUCUCAUGCCAAAAUACGUGAGUAUUAUGGGAUGGCUCCCUCUAUAAACAAUGGCACUGUGACAGAAUCCUGUUAGUUUUAAUACAAGAGAAUGCAUUUGUAAAUAUGGUAUAGAGUUUAUUAAUAUUCUAUUGUUUGCAGAUAAAGGCCUUAACUUUCCACGUCUUUCAUCUUCUGAAAGCUGCCCCACUUAAAUCCUCACAGAUAUCAGAUGUCCUUCUGAACCUCCUUCCCACGUCCACCUGUAGGCACCCCAGCUGAGGUCACAACCACCUGAAUGGAGCCCCUGAGGGAAUCUCUGGAAACUUCUGUGCAUUCCGCUCAUUUCCCCAGAGUGACAGGACCCUUCAGCCAGCCUGAGUCACUUCUCCACAUGGCCAUGUUGCACUUUCUGUUCCCACCAGCCGAGAAGCUUCUGUGUGUGUGACUUGCCAUGGAACAUGGCAGUGUGUCCAGCUUGCAGGACACGGCAGGUGUCAGGACCUCCUGUGACCCCGCCCUGGAGUCGGCAGGGAGGCCCUGCCUCCCAGCAGGCUUCCUUCUGCCACGGCUGCAGCACCAAACACCUUUUUGGUUUAUGGUUGGCCUGCAAUUUUUUGGUGUUAACCAUAAUUGGAUUUUUCUUUUUUCUUCAUUUCAUGUGAACACCUACCCACCCAUUUAGCUGAAGGUAACAUUAUUUAAGUAAAGAAAAUAUGUCCGUCUUCUGACAGAAUUUACCUUCCUGGUAGGUCAUUAUGCGUAAUCAUGGCUGUAGCUAGCAGAAGCACCUGGGAAUUCUGUUGCAUUAUUUUUUCUGCAGACACUUGGCUGCAACCUCAGUUCGUGACAGCAUUCUCCUCUAGUCGGCUAAACUUUGUGCAUUGCACCUUUUCUUUAGAAGUUCCAGCAUAACUAAAGUUAGAUGAAAAUUGGCACUGCCCCUUACUUAAACGAUAUGGUGGUGGAAGGUGAUGAUAUGAUCAUUUCUGCUGCUAUCAAGCUGUUUCGCAAGCUGAUCGAAUGCCAGCUAACUCUCAUUUCCUAAGUGCAACUUUUUUUUCUCCUAACACACAAAUGAAAUGUUAGAAGCUUGACUGGACUGUAAUAAGUUCCCGCAGAGAGACUGAGGCUUGCAGAGUGCAGGUGUAGGGGAAAUUUAGAACGUUGGUUAUAGUUUCAUUACAUAUGGAGAGAUUGUCAGAUGGUACUAAGGAAAGUGUGAAAACCUCACGAAAUGGAUGGAUUUGAUACGUUGAAACUGUUGGUAGGGGUAAGAAGGAAAGUUGUGAAAACUUAACACUAACUUUAUUUUUAUUUUUAUUUUUAUUUUUUGUAAUAAUUAUGAACUGACAUAUGAUUCUUCAUUGCUUUUAUACUCUGAAGCUCUCAGCUUGGUAGGGCCCCCAAAGAGAAUAUGUUGAAUGUAUCCCUGCUUCCAAACCUCACUUGUUUUGGUUUGGUGAUGCAGAAAGGGCUUUUGAGUAUCUAUUUUUAACAUACAUGUGAUCAAAUCAAGGAAAGCAAUUACUGGGGGCAAUAUAGUAGAGAUAAGAAAUAAAAUGCUAUUUUAGCUCAACCUUGACUUUAGGAAAUGGACUUUGUUUAAAUUAUAUUUAUAUGGUAACUUAAAUAAAUAAUAUGGAGGGUGUUUUUAGUAGUUCCAAGUUUAUAGGGCAAAGUGUUUAUGUUACAGUUAGGUCUUAAAGAAAAAUGACUCCCAGAAAAAACUACCAAAUAUUCGAUAGUUAACCCUAUGAAGCAGCUACUAGUACAAUAAAAAUCAGAAGUAAAACGAGACAUGAUGCGUACACUAAAUGCAUCUGUAGCCUCCAAUCAACCAUCUGGAGAUUUCUUGAGUUUCUUUUUUUGAGGCCAAAAAAAGAGAGAAAGAGAAAGAAUGUGAAAAUGUGGUUUUUUUCUUGCCUACCAGUGGCUCUCUUGCAAUAUUCCAGUUACCAGUUAAGACACAGCUGGCGGAUCAUCCAUGGACUUCAUCUUCACAUUCUUCUUCUGGUUCAUGGACCAUCAGUAGCUGACUUAUUGAGUUUAAUUGUGUUAUUGCUUGAGAAGAAAGGAAUUAAAGGGCUAUCUUUAGUAAGCAAGGUAAAGUUGAAAUCAAAUUAAGAGAGAGAGA